AAGUACGUGACGUGUGUGUGUGAGAGAGAGAAAGAGAGAGACUGUAAUCGUGUCUAUCUUGUGUGUGUUGAGAACAGCCCUUGAUAAAUGUCUGACUUGUACCUGUUUUCAUUUCAUACGGAGUUUAUUCCAGUCGUGUGAUUAUCACUGCUGUCCCUCCCUCCCUCCCUCUCUCUCUCUCUCUCUCUCUCUCCGACGCUGCCAUGUUGUUGGAUCGAGUGGAGUUGGGAUGAGUUCCGAGUCUUCAGAGAUCCACAAGUCCGCAGUGAACCGGGUCCCUAUGGAAUAAAAACUAGGCUUCUGGACUACUACAGAACUUUUUCUUCUUCUUAUUUUUUUUCUUUUAAAUUUGGACUUGACCAAAACAACCCUGGAAAUGAAGUCCGACUGCAGGCCGCGGUGACCGAGUCAGUGAUCAGAUUUGAUUGAUUUCUAUGAGUGAUAUUUUUGUUUCCGGCUGUGAUUUCUGGGUUUGAAGUGGAGACCGUGUGAGGAAGAUGAGCGCACAGCCGUCUCAGAGGAGGAACACUAACGUGGGCUCCAGGCUGCUCUCAGGGCAGGAGAACGAUGCUCUGUUCGCUCACCUGGGCAGAAAAUGCACUACUAUGUCUUCUGCCGUGGUGCAGGUGUAUGCAGCAGAUGGAAGCCCAUCCUGGACAAGAAGAUGCUGUGGUGUGGCCUGUCUGGUGAAAGACAGCAGUCAGCGAUCAUACUUUAUCAAAGUAUUUGAUAUCAAAGAAGGCAGAACCUUGUUUGACCAGGAGAUCUACUCAAACUUUGUGCUGAACUGUUCCAGACCCUUCUUCCUGACCUUCGCAGGAGAUAAAUGUCAGAUUGGCCUCAACUUUGCUGAUGAACAAGAGGCCAAGCAAUUCAGACAAGCGACUGACGACCUGGUGACGAGAAGACACAGGAAAACUGAAAAAAGACCUGAGCCGCCAAAUGUUCCAGAACCUGUACUUCCGAUGGCAACGGUGGACAUCAGGAACCCUGAGAUCAACAAUGGCCGAUAUAAUAACAGUUAUCAUGUCAACAACAACUUCCACAGCAACUUCAAAAAAGACAAGGGCAAAGGCAAAAACCAAAAGAAGAAAAUCACAAAGUCUGAAAUUGGCACACCUAGCAACUUCCGGCAUGUUGGUCAUGUAGGCUGGGAUCCUAACACAGGAUUUGAUGUUAAUAAUCUAGACCCAGAACUGAAGAAGCUGUUUGACGUGUGCGGUAUUUCUGAAGCCCAGCUAAAAGACCAGAAGACAUCAAAAGCUAUCUAUGAUUUUAUCGAGAAAAAAGGAGGAGUGGAGGCUGUAAAGACUGAGUUCAGAAGACAAGCCCCUCCCCCUCCUCCUCCACCCUCUCGAGGUGGUCCUCCUCCUCCACCUCCUCUCCAAAGCUCAGGUGGUCCUCCUCCAACCCCAUCUCGUGGUCGCGGAGCUCCACCUCCCCCACCUCCCUUCAGAGUUCCCUCUUCUGCUCCUCCUCCUCCUCCUCCUCCUUCCAGACCAGGCAUAGGAGCUCCACCUCCUCCUCCAACAAGAGGCCCCCUGCCACCUCCCCCUAUGCCUGCCUCUAUGAAUCCACAGGCCCCACCUCCCCCGCUCUCCACAGGAGGAGUAGCUCCACCUCCUCCACCUCCACCCCCGGGACCACCUCCACUCAAUUCUGCUCUCCCAGGUUCGGAUUCAGGGGGGAGGUCUGCGCUCCUGGAUCAGAUCAAAGGCGGAGCAGCGUUGAAGAAAGUCGAACAAGGGGGCAAGAGCGUAACCGAUGGCAGUGGUGACGGCGGGCGAGGCUCGCUUUUAGACCAAAUUCGACAGGGCAUCCAGCUCAAAACAGUAACGGAAGGUUCAGACCCAGCCCCUGCAUCUCCUGCCCCCUCAGCAGGGAUUGUGGGAGCUCUGAUGGAGGUGAUGCAGAAGAGGAGCAAAGCCAUCCACUCUUCAGACGAAGAUGAUGAUGAUGAUGAAGAUGACUUUGAGGAUGAGGAGGAAUGGGAGGACUAGCAGCACUUUCUCCCCCCAGUUGAUCACGGCAUCUGAAAGGAAAACACUAAACUGUUUUCAGUCUCUUACUCCGAUUAUAAUUUAAAUCUUUGCUUUUUCUAUUAAUCUAUGUAAUACCUCAUUUCAUCAGGAAAAGGUUUGUCACAUUUUACCUUCCAAUAGGUUUCUUUAUCUUUAUCCUCUUCUUCUCAGUGUGCAAUUUACAUCAUGUUUUCUAGACUUGUAGUGUGGAACGGGUUUUUUUUUUCUUCUUCUUCUGAUCCAUCUUUUUACUGAAGGGAAGUGAAAGGAACAAAUUUAAUGUUGGCAAAUUUUACUGGAAGCGGGAACACUAUUUGCAUACAGCUUUCUUCUGUACCUCACAUUUUCUAAAUUCAGAUUCUAGCGUGUUGUCAUUAUUUUCUUAAAAUCUUAAAGUUUGAAUCGUAUAUUUUUACAUACAUUAAAGUCUAAAUCUGCUAUGUGAAUAGAGAAUAAUAUUACAGAGAGAUGCAAAAAAAAAAAAAAAAAAAAAAACAUGCUUGAAGAUUUCUUGCAACAUCGGUUGCUAUAGCAUUGUACUUUUUGGUUGUUGUUUUUUUUGUUUGUUUGUUUGUUUUUAAAUCAACCAGAGACCCAGAAAUAUUUUAUUUCUGAUAUUCUGAGAAUUGUUGGUUUAUUUUAGUCAACUGUGUUCAAAUAUUUUUAAAUAAAUAAAUACAUAAAUAAAUGUCAGCUCAGCCUUAAAGCUUUCAUGUGUCAUGCUAAUGACAUAUAUGCUGUGAUGCUUUACUAAUUCCUCAUAGAGAUCCCAGCCAUUAAUCUGACUACAGACUAAAUACCUUCUUUUUACUUUUUUUUUUGUCUGAGAUUUAUGUGUGUAUCAGGAAACUGCAAAACAUUGGAAGUUGGAAGUGUUGAGAUGAGAUUUAUUAAAUUGUACACUCACUCAAAUAAAUGUCAAUAUUUA
Ictalurus furcatus (blue catfish) is the source of this 2949-nucleotide messenger RNA. RefSeq names its product actin nucleation-promoting factor WASL. The record is from RefSeq and is a predicted model, not a curated record. Gene Ontology annotation, biological process: actin filament organization. Gene Ontology annotation, cellular component: nucleus; endoplasmic reticulum membrane; cytoplasm. Lineage: Eukaryota; Metazoa; Chordata; Actinopteri; Siluriformes; Ictaluridae. The transcript is spliced from 11 exons. Gene Ontology annotation, molecular function: actin binding; microtubule binding. Bases 498 to 2000 code for a protein of 500 amino acids.